AUGCACGUGGCUCUUGAGCUCAAAGACCAGGAACUUCAGGGCCUCAAAACAGCACUGGAGAGGGGGGCCAUAUUCUGGGAUCCUUCAUCUGUUGCACGUGCCAAGACCCGUAUGAAGGAUAUAGAGAAGCAGGCAAUCGCAGAUGACGCUGCAAAGGCUGAUUGGAAGCAAGUACAGCACAACAACAAGAUCCUGAAAGAGAAGGAUAAGGUUAAGAGGCAAGAAAAGGCAGCGUUGAGGCGUGAGAAGGCAGCUUAA
Messenger RNA from Didymella exigua CBS 183.55, 258 nucleotides. RefSeq lists its product as uncharacterized. The transcript has 2 exons. The coding region runs from base 1 to 258 and encodes 85 amino acids. NCBI's taxonomy places the organism in Eukaryota, Fungi, Ascomycota, Dothideomycetes, Pleosporales, Didymellaceae. The record is from RefSeq and is a predicted model, not a curated record.